GACAUCGAAACAUCAGGCAUGGCUGAAGAAAGAAGCAACGAAUACACGCCUCUUGAUUUAAACAUGAAGGACAAAGCAACACGAAGUACAAGCCGUGACGGUACCCAGGAUGCUUCAACUACUUUGGGCGCCUUCACAACCAUUUCUGACGAUGCCUGGCCUUACCAAUGGAUCACGCAGUGCAGGCCAAUAACCGACGGGACUUACAACCUCGACGGUGUCACUGAAAAUGCAAGCACAAGUUCCCUGCUUCUUGGGCCCAGCAACAGUAUCGAUCAUGGAAGGCCCAGCACAAGUCGCCCUGGCAUAGAGCAAGCAACAGCCAUUUUAGAAGACGGCGCCAGAUUUCCUGAGACUACCAGUGUUGUUGGCCAAUCGAACACGCAGUACCACACGGUUGAUGGCACAUCCAGUGUCUCCGGGCACACAGCCAAUACUGAAGACGGAAGCACCGGAUUCCGACUGCCGGUUUACAGCAGCAGCAGUGGCGUGGAUGUCACAGUGGCCAGCACAAGCUACGUGGACAUGGAUGAAGCGUCGGACAUAUUGGGAAACGAAGCUAGGAAUGCUAUUGGAAGCGGAGGAAGAGAACUGCAAGAGUUGUGCGAUGUCUCUGGCAAUGUUUCCAGCGGACGGGAUGCCUCACACGGGUACCCCAACGAACACACAGGCGACAGAGCCCACAUGUAUAAAGCACGCGAUCAAUCAUCUGUGAAGGAGCCGAAGUUUGUAGAACGCUGUCGUAACCGUACUGCCGAAAACCACAAAUGCGAAAGCUGUGGUAAACUGUACCACCGGGCUCAUCAUCUAGUUCGACAUUACCGCACGCACACAAACGAGAAACCGUACAAAUGCGAAAUAUGUGACAAAUCGUUUCGGCGUUCUGACCACCUAAGUAUCCAUAAACGCAACCAUAUAGACGAGAAACCCUACAAAUGCAAAAUAUGCGGUAAAUCAGUCUCGAAUGCAUGGACUCUCCGUGCACACCAGCUCACUCACUCGGAAGAGAGACCCCAUGUCUGCCAUAGCUGUACUACAACAUUCAAAACCAAAGGAAAUCUCAAUCGUCAUCUCAAGUUGAAUUGUAGAUACGGAGCUUUCGUUUGCGAUAUAGGUAAUCUAUUCUGUAUGGACAACUUAGGUCUCAGUCAUCACCGCCAAACCAUGCACGGGGAUAACACACUGUAUGAGUGUAUGCGUUGUGGAUUUAGUUUCGCAGAGAAAGAAACCCUUGGUGAACAUCUGUGUCAGAGUUAUAAGUGCUACUUAUGUGGAAAUUCAUUUGGAGACGUAAUUCAACUGAUCACACACGUCAUUACGCAUAGCGGUGAGCAGCCGUAAUACUCCGACUAGUAUGCAGGUUAGGUCAAUCACCCGCGGCUUUCGUAUAAUAACGCUACAGUGAAACCUUGCAGAGAAACGAUGCUGACAUUCUUUCACAGGCGUGAGCAACUAACUAAACACAUCGUGUGCAGAGACCGGCUCCUUUUGACGCUUGAUACGCGGCAGUAAAAUGCUGCUUUUUAGAAAUUACGAGACAAGACGUCGCCAGAAUUUUGUCCUUGUUCAAUCUCGAAGUACAGUGAAGGUCCUAGUCAGUGCUCACUGUUUGAAAAACUGUUUUUUCGCGAACGUAGCUUAACUAAUUUCAAGACAAACCUUGAUGGGCUACGAGUGCCUGCUUUGCGUAACUACAAGUUUCAAAUAUCCGCACAUAAUUCUUGACACCUCGUUUAUAUAGAAAAGUGCUUUGUGGAACCGUUUUUUGGAGUGUGAUAAAAAACUACUUUUAAUUAACCAUUCUAUUGGUGGCUCUAUUCUUUGAAUAGAAGAAAACACCUAUCAUUAGGAACCAUUUAAGAAGUAGGGACUGUUUUUUUUUUUGUUAACUCAAAAGCAAUCUCUGCUAUUAUUUUAGGUUCUUCAGCCAGGUUGCCUAAUAAUUUUAGGGGCUUUUACGAAGACAUAAAGGCACAUUGUAUGCAUAGGAAAAUUUAUUUCCUGUAAAUUUUUUUCAAUGCAUUUAAUAUUUUGGUUAUUUUUGGCUCUUGUAUGCUUACCGAAAAUAUUUGUUCACUACCGUAAACUAAGCUGAUGACAGUGGUGAGACUUUUAAAUUGAAAUGCUCUGCAGCUUCCCUAUAUGGUAUGCUCUCCAUGUAUCAAAUUUUUACUUCUUCUUUUAUCCUAGUAAAACCUCUGUCAGUUUAAAGGGGCAGUUUUUAUUCACUCGGAUGUCGCAACUUUUUACUCGGCCUGCUCUCCAAUUAAUGCUAUAAACUCUUAGUCUGAUGUGACAAACGCAUCCAUGCGAGCAAUGACAUGUCAAGUAAGAUACAGGUAUGCGUAUUGUCUUUACUUUGAACCCGUUUCAACCGCUAACGAAUCUUAAGUUAACGUUCAGUGAAUGACGCGCCUUCAUGCAUAAGAACAUUCUCGAACUUUCUCGUCGAUUAUUUUUGAUGACCUUUUGUAAUGAAAUUGUACGCGUGACGCGAAUAGAGAUGUGCAUGCUUAAAGGCGUGCGAGCACCAGCGAUGACGGUGCAAUAUUCGACGAAUCACGCGCGAAUAGCCGACGCUGAUUAGGCACAAACCACGUUUUGGACAAUCGGUAUAUGUGCCCGGCACUAUCCUUCUGCCCGAUUAUAAGCUUUUCUGUUAGUUCCCUUACGCAAAACAAACAGUAUUUCGUGACUCAAAGUUCUUGCUACUGUGUUGUUCGCCGUUAAAACAACUUGAUAUCUCGUAGAAGUGCUUCGUUGUGACCGUAUACAUGCUGCAAGCCAUGAAUGCA
This is a messenger RNA of Dermacentor andersoni, 2795 nucleotides long. The record is from RefSeq and is a predicted model, not a curated record. Lineage: Eukaryota; Metazoa; Arthropoda; Arachnida; Ixodida; Ixodidae.